Messenger RNA from Oncorhynchus mykiss (rainbow trout), 3693 nucleotides. The record is from RefSeq and is a predicted model, not a curated record. NCBI's taxonomy places the organism in Eukaryota, Metazoa, Chordata, Actinopteri, Salmoniformes, Salmonidae.
AUGACUCUUACACCCAAGCGCAAGUGGUACCUAGCAUUUGUGAUUGCAGCCUCCACGGUCAGUGCUGGAGGAGUACGUUUAGUGGAUGGCCCAAACAACUGCUCUGGCAGGGUGGAGGUUUAUUAUGCAGGCCAGUGGGGUACAGUGUGUGAUGAUGACUGGGACCUGCUGGAUGCCAAGGUAGUGUGUAGAGCGCUGGGCUGUGGGGUGGCGCUGGAGGCCCCGGACCAGGCUCACUUUGGCCAAGGCAGGGGGGAGAUCUGGCUAAAGGAUGUGCAAUGUUCUGGGAAUGAAGGGUCACUGCUUGGCUGCAGCUCAGAUGGACUGGGGUCACACAACUGUGGACAUUCUGAGGAUGCAGCAGCGAUAUGUGAGGGGCAGUCAGCUGACUUGACAGUGCGCCUAGUUGAUGGUCCCAACCGCUGCUCUGGCAGGGUGGAGGUCUACCAGGAUGGGAGUUGGGGGACAGUCUGUGAUGAUAACUGGGCUUUGCUAGAUGCCCAAGUUGUAUGUAGGGAGCUGAGCUGUGGACCAGCCACAGAGGCUCCUCACCAGGCUCACUUUGGUGAGGGGAGUGGCUCAAUCCUAUUGGAUGAUGUGGCGUGCAUGGGAAGUGAGGGAUCUUUACUGGAAUGCAGCUCAGGAGGGAUAGGAAACCAUGACUGUGGCCAUGAUGAAGAUGCCAGUGUAACUUGCAUGAUGGAUGGCAUUUCCAGAGUGCGUCUGGUCAACGGUCCCAACAACUGCUCUGGUAGAGUGGAGGUGUUUGACUCUGGCCAGUGGGGUACAGUGUGUGAUGAUGACUGGGAUCAGAGGGAUGCUCAGGUGAUGUGCAGAGAGUUGGGCUGUGGAGAAGCACUAGAGGCCUUUGGAUCUGCCAGGUUUGGAAAGGGCAGUGGCUCCAUCUCUCUGGAUGACUUGGCCUGUUCUGGCUCUGAAGUCUCUUUGCUGCAGUGUCCCCACAGUGGCCUGGGUAACCAUGACUGUGGCCACCAUGAAGAUGCAGGAGUCACCUGCGCUGGUCCUACAGAGAACAGCAGCAUUUCCAGAGUGCGUCUGGUCAACGGUCCCAACAACUGCUCUGGUAGAGUCGAGGUGUUCCACUCUGGCCAGUGGGGUACAGUGUGUGAUGAUGACUGGGACCUGCUGGAUGCCAAGGUAGUGUGUAGAGCACUGGGCUGUGGGGUGGCGCUGGAGGCCCCGGACCAGGCUCACUUUGGCCAAGGCAGGGGGGAGAUCUGGCUAAAGGAUGUGCAAUGUUCUGGGAAUGAAGGGUCACUGCUUGGCUGCAGCUCAGAUGGACUGGGGUCACACAACUGUGGACAUUCUGAGGAUGCAGCAGCGAUAUGUGAGGGGCAGUCAGGUCCAUCCCCUUCAGAUUUCCAUUCUGACUUGACAGUGCGCCUAGUUGAUGGUCCCAACCGCUGCUCUGGCAGGGUGGAGGUCUACCAGGAUGGGAGUUGGGGGACAGUCUGUGAUGAUAACUGGGCUGUGCUAGAUGCCCAAGUUGUAUGUAGGGAACUGAGCUGUGGACCAGCCACAGAGGCUCCUCACCAGGCUCACUUUGGUGAGGGGAGUGGCUCAAUCCUAUUGGAUGAUGUGGCGUGCAUGGGAAGUGAGGGAUCUUUACUGGAAUGCAGCUCAGGAGGGAUAGGAAAUCAUGACUGUGGCCAUGAUGAAGAUGCCAGUGUAACUUGCAUGAUGGAACAAGAAGACCCAUUUAAAAACAAUGGCAUUUCCAGAGUGCGUCUGGUCAAUGGUCCCAACAACUGCUCUGGUAGAGUGGAGGUGUUUGACUCUGGCCAGUGGGGUACAGUGUGUGAUGAUGACUGGGAUCAGAGGGAUGCUCAGGUGAUGUGCAGAGAGUUGGGCUGUGGAGAAGCACUAGAGGCCUUUGGAUCUGCCAGGUUUGGAAAGGGCAGUGGCUCCAUCUCUCUGGAUGACUUGGCCUGUUCUGGCUCUGAAGUCUCUUUGCUGCAGUGUCCCCACAGUGGCCUGGGUAACCAUGACUGUGGCCACCAUGAAGAUGCAGGAGUCACCUGCGCUGGUUCUGCUUCCGGGGCCUUCUGAAAGCAUGUACUGUAGAGCUCUCAUCCAUCCAGUCUAGUAGUAACAAUGGUCAACCAUAGAUACUGUAUGUACAUUCAAAUUCAAUUUCUAUGAUACCACCUCUCUCCUCCUGGGACAUGCUGGUGUGCAAAUCAAACACACUAAUAAAAAUACAGUACGGAAAACCAUUAUCUGUAACAAUUGAAUUCUGACCAGAGGGGAUUUUCUUGCUUUCAGCAGGGAAUGUGGCAUCCAACUAUUUAAAAUCCUGCCUCAUGUAUCAUUCAUAAAAGCCCUCUUUAAUGACACAAUGCCAAGAAGGUUGCUGUGUCAGAGUUUCCAGACUGAGAAGGUGAAGACAACCCAGGCCAGCCAAGCCCCAAAGGCCUUCUAAAUUUCAACUCCAAUAUACUUCAAAUGCAAUCACAUGAGGUAUAAGAUUAGUAUGCAUAAUGUGUUGAAAAUGAUUUGUGUAGUGUUGACAAUACUGUAACUUCAAUUAGGAAGGGAACUGAAAUACAAUUCCAAAAAAUCAUCAGAGAAAAUAAUGGGCAAUUUUUUAUUCAUGGUUUUAAUUUAAAUUCAUUACAUGAUAUUUAGUUUGUGUUGACAUUUUUCUAGUUCUACUAAACAUUGUGUUUGUUAUGUCCCAUAGUUUGCUUUCUACAAGUAACAGGACCUUGAGUCAUAUUACCAGGCUAGUGUACUGUGAAUUAUCAUAAUUGACUCUUGGAUUAAAUUAAAGUAAUGAAUACCUUAUUGUUCUUCCAAGGUAUUUACCAUUUCUUUAUUUUCUUUGGGAUUUUACCCAUAUAUUCACAAAGUUGCAAGAGUAAGUUCACCUGCUAAAUUCCUCUCCAUCCACUCCAUCAAUAGAGAGCAACAAUUGGUAAUUAUUAGAUGACCAAGGUAUUUCAUUUAGAUUUACAAUAUAUGCUAACUUGAACAUUAGACUUUUCCCAAAAUAUCAAUAGGAAUAUAUUUUUCAUUUUACAUUCUUAUUGUCCUCCUAUUUCUCACCCACAAUCACCAUAAUGAUUUCACAUUGUCACGUUAGGCUGUUCAAUGAAUUAACAUUAGUCAGACAAUCACAUUUAUGACAUGACAGAGGCCCAGCAACUCAGCUCAUUUCACAGGGUGAGCCUUAAUAAUCUCUAUUUAGAUUCUGAAUAUGCAAUCAGGCAAUUCCAUUUUAUGCCAGAAGAGGGAUACAGUCCAGUUGUGGUGUGCUACAGCCGGCAGAUCUCAAUUCACAUCUGCUACAAUUCUGAUAGGACAUUUAAAGGAUUUCAAAUUAAUUAAUUGAUUGUGUAAAUUGUUGAUUGGGCUUUACUUAAGAAAAAGAUGGUCUCUUUUUAUAGAGGGAUGAAGAGACCAAGUGUAUGCCAGACUUAUGCAGGUGAAGGUCAUGGACUCAAUAACUUCCUUCCUCCUUCCUCUUCCUUCUUCCUCACCCCACUCCUGUGUUGGCACUGGGCUAUGUUUUAUUAAUGGGGAAGUCGCUGGCUACAUGGCUACCUGUAUAAUUAAUGUAGUUUAGCAUUAGAAGGCAAUGUGUUCUGGGUAGAAGGACAGGAGAAAUCUGAUUAUGAUGAAUGGACAGUGCAUAUCAAUGAGACCAGAGAAACAACCUGUCAUUUUGUC